Phymastichus coffea is the source of this 2914-nucleotide messenger RNA. It is a transcript of the gene ABCB7, whose product is annotated as iron-sulfur clusters transporter ABCB7, mitochondrial. The transcript is spliced from 11 exons. Gene Ontology annotation, molecular function: ATP hydrolysis activity; ABC-type transporter activity; ATP binding. Lineage: Eukaryota; Metazoa; Arthropoda; Insecta; Hymenoptera; Eulophidae. Gene Ontology annotation, cellular component: mitochondrial inner membrane. The coding region runs from base 573 to 2747 and encodes 724 amino acids. Gene Ontology annotation, biological process: intracellular iron ion homeostasis; transmembrane transport. The record is from RefSeq and is a predicted model, not a curated record.
AGUGAUACAAGUUUUCUUCCAGUCCGUUAUGAGCUUCCUUUUGAUACAACCGCCUUCUCGGCGAGGUGUAUUCGUUACGAGGGGAGACAGAGCAGCUAGUUCUAUCCCCACUCUGACGAGCGAAAAGUGUAUAUAGUCAGGAUCUCUUUCUCACUCUUUCUCGAACAUUAGGUCACAACAGUCUCUCUUUCUCCUUUUUUAUGCGCCAUCCCUGUCAGUCAUGUGUUCAUACUGAAGCGCGAGACAAUACAUGCACGCAUGUUUGUGCACUCCGUCAAUAAAACCUGCUCAAAGCCUACCUACUUUUAGAUUAAUUUACGCUUCUUAAGUCCAAAGAAGUAAUAUAUACAAGAGCCCAAAAGAAAAAUUUGCAAACGCAUUUUUGGAAAUCAAGAUCGUGUCGCAUCAGUGCGCAAUCAACCUCUACUUAUAAAGUAUAUAGAUAAAUACGUAAGCUGGUAUGUAGCUAUGCUUACAAUGUGACAUAGUCUGCAGUCAUCGACAAAAAUUAGGAUUUAGAAUUAGAAGGGAAACACAACUAGGGAGUGUUGUCCUGAAGAAAAACGAGGAUCAUGUCAAUUUUUGUGUGUGGAAGGAUGUUAAGGAAUAUAAAAAGCAGCAAAAAUCUUAAAAUUACGACUCUGCUUGAUCUUCCUUGCAUUGGAAACCGCCUCAAACGGUCUAUUAUUUGCACUAGACAAACCACAGCUAUACUCAUUUUCUUCAAACACGACAGCCUAUUGAAUGCACGGUCUUGCAGUGGAAAUGUUAUUGACAGAGCUCAACAAAAGAAAAAUGUUCCGCAAGCGAAGCCGGUGGUGACGCCAGUAAAGCAAAAUUUAGUUGUUGCAAGCAUAACAGGGGCAAAACCAGCCCAGCAAAAGAGAAAUUGCUUCCACCCUGGAGCUUCAAGUUUAAGCAGAGAUGGACUCGACUUUGUAUCUGGACCGCAAGUUACGGGACAAGAUAUGAUAAGAGCUAUGUUCAACUUUAUCUGGCCCAAGGAAGAACCCGAAAUAAGGAAAAGAGUUAAAAUAGCUUUGGCAUUGCUGGUAGGAUCCAAGUUCCUAAACGUUUCUGUGCCGCUCUUUUUCAAGUCAGCUGUUGACACCUUGGGAGUGGGUGCAGAUGCACUGGCGACUGCUCCCGGAACUGUUGCGACUGUAGGAACGACAUUGCUCAUUGGCUAUGGUAUCGCUCGCGCUGGAGCGACGGGAUUUAAUGAGCUGAGGAAUGCCGUUUUCGCCAAAGUCGCUCAACAUUCAAUUCGUAAAAUAGCCAAAAACGUUUUCUUACAUCUCCAUAACUUGGAUUUAUCGUUUCAUCUUAACCGCCGAACGGGAGCGCUCUCAAAGACCAUCGACAGGGGAAGUCGAGGCAUCAACUUUGUUCUGUCCGCUAUGGUUUUCAACAUCGUCCCUACAGUUUUUGAGUUAGCACUUGUUAGCUCAAUAUUGGGAUACAAGUGCGGGCCCGAGUACGCUGCUGUCGCAAUUGGAUGUGUUGGCACUUAUGCUGCAUUCACGCUUGCUAUCACACAAUGGAGAACAAAGUUUCGCGUGUAUAUGAAUAAGGCGGAAAACGAAGCUGGUAAUAAAGCAAUAGAUUCCCUCAUCAACUAUGAAACUGUUAAAUAUUUCAACAACGAGAAAUUCGAAGCAGAAAGAUACGACGAUGCUCUAAGAAAAUACGAAGCCGCCUCAUUGAAAACGAGUACUAGUUUGGCAUUUUUGAAUUUUGGCCAACACGCAAUUUUUAGUACAGCUUUAAGUUUGAUUAUGGUUUUAGCUGCUCAGGACAUUGUAAAUGGAACUUUGACUGUUGGUGACUUAGUGUUGGUCAAUGGCUUGUUGUUUCAACUAUCGAUUCCACUUGGAUUUUUGGGAUCCGUGUAUAGAGAAAUAAGGCAGGCCCUUAUAGACAUGCAGACAAUGUUUACACUAACUUUAAUGGAUCCUACCAUCAAGAGCAAACCCAACGCUCUACCUUUCUGUGUUGCACCUAAAAAUUCCGACAUUACCUUUGACAACGUUACAUUCGAAUAUGUAAGUGGUAAAAAUAUCCUCAAAGAUAUGUCUUUUAUAAUACCAAGCGGAAAAAAAAUUGCUGUCGUCGGAGGAUCUGGAUCGGGAAAAACAACAUUAGUAAGAUUGCUGUAUAGAUUUUUUGAUCCAAAUAAUGGCAACAUUUUAAUAAAUGGCAAAAACAUCCGAGAAGUCGAUAUAGAUGAUUUACGUCAAUCGAUAGCCAUUGUUCCACAAGAUUCCGUUCUCUUCCACGAGUCAAUAUUCUAUAAUCUUCAUUAUGGAAAUCUGAGGAAAUCCAAGGAAGACGUAUAUAAAGCGGCCGAAAUGGCGAAUUUGCACGAUUCGAUCCUCAAAUGGCCACAGGGUUACGAUACGCCAGUAGGUGAACGUGGCUUAAAGUUAAGUGGUGGAGAAAAACAGCGAGUUGCCAUUGCUCGAGCAAUUUUAAAGGACAGUCCUAUUUUAAUAUUUGAUGAAGCUACCUCAUCCUUGGAUUCCAUCACAGAGCAGCAUAUACUCGAAGCUCUGCGACGUGCCACUACUGGAAAAACUUCUAUUGUGAUUGCCCACCGUUUAUCCACUGUCAUGGAUGCAGACGAGAUUUUUGUUUUGCACAGCGGCAAAUUAGUUGAGCAAGGAAAACACGUAGAAUUGUUGCGAAUACCCAACUCGUAUUAUAGUAAAUUGUGGGAUGCUCAGCAUGCAAGUAUUCAAGACUAAUACGCGAGCAACAAAAAACAAUCACAACCGAUACACAGUAUAAACGUUGCUAUAUAAAUAUUGUAAAUAAUUGUUGGAAAUCAAUCCAAAAAACGUGUAAAAUUAACUAAAAUGUGUAACAUUAUUUGUAAAUAAUGUAAUUUUUACGCGAUUAAAAGGAUGUUUUG